CAACCUUGACACAAUAUAAAUACCGACGCCGUUUCUCUCCUUCUUCUGUUUAACCAUGAGUGAAGAUAUCGGAAAACCUAAAGUGCUUAUUGUUGGAACUGGCGCCCUGGGAUGUACAUAUGCAUGGAGAUUGGCACAGAAUGCCGAAGUAAUGACAGUUUGUCGCUCUAAUUUCGACGUGGUCAGCCAACAUGGAUUCACUAUCACUUCAGCCAAAUGGGGAAGUGGCGAAUUCCGACCUACAAAGGUGUUCCGCACCACCAGCGAAGCAGCCGAAGUAGAGUACGACUACAUCAUUGUUACAAUGAAAGCUUUACCCGACGUGUAUGAUGUUGGAGAAAUUAUUAGACCAGCCGUGACGAUCGGUAAAACAUCCAUCGUCCUCAUUCAGAACGGUAUUGGCAUUGAGGAUUCUCUGGCUGAGGCAUUCCCUAACAAUGUAUUGAUAUCUGUCGUGGCAUAUAUUGCAACAUCCCAAAUUUCUCCUGGAGAGAUUAAAAUGAUGGGAGACGAAAACCUUGUUAUGGCAGAAUAUCCGGUAUCAACAGAGAAUGGAAAGCAGCAAGCCGAUCGAUUGAUGGACCUUUUCAAAAAAGGGGAUGUUUCUAUCCAAACCGUACCUGAUAUUGAGCUGCCGCGAUGGCAGAAGCUUAUAUUGAUUGCUCCUACAGCUUCUCUAUGUGUCACAACAGACAUGGAUACGCACGGAGUGAUUUCCAACCCUAUGACAGCGGAAUUGUUCAAAAAUGUAAUGCAAGACGUUGCUAGGGCCGCCGUCUCUUACGGAUAUGAAUUCGAUGUUGAUGAGCUACUUGCGAAACAAUACAACAGAGUAGCCAAUAUUGGACCUGGAUAUCGACCAUCUAUGCAUUUGGAUGCCAUACGAAACCAGCCAAUGGAAACUGAGGUCAUUCUCGGUAACCCGGUACGACGAGCCAAAGCUAAGGGUAUUAGUGUUCCUUACCUAGAGACAAUGUACACUAUAUGCGCCACCAUGAAUGCCAAAAAACAAGGAAAAGAAAUUAAAUAAAAGUGCAAAAGUUGGUAACUGUCAACAUAUUCAUUACGAG
Umbelopsis ramanniana AG is the source of this 1070-nucleotide messenger RNA. RefSeq lists its product as uncharacterized. Bases 56 to 1030 code for a protein of 324 amino acids. Lineage: Eukaryota; Fungi; Mucoromycota; Umbelopsidomycetes; Umbelopsidales; Umbelopsidaceae. Gene Ontology annotation, biological process: pantothenate biosynthetic process. The transcript is spliced from 5 exons. The record is from RefSeq and is a predicted model, not a curated record. Gene Ontology annotation, cellular component: cytoplasm. Gene Ontology annotation, molecular function: 2-dehydropantoate 2-reductase activity.